This is a messenger RNA of Acipenser ruthenus (sterlet), 1687 nucleotides long. Its product is annotated as BTB/POZ domain-containing protein KCTD12. Bases 88 to 969 code for a protein of 293 amino acids. The transcript has a single exon. Gene Ontology annotation, molecular function: protein binding. NCBI's taxonomy places the organism in Eukaryota, Metazoa, Chordata, Actinopteri, Acipenseriformes, Acipenseridae. The record is from RefSeq and is a predicted model, not a curated record. Gene Ontology annotation, biological process: protein homooligomerization; regulation of G protein-coupled receptor signaling pathway. Gene Ontology annotation, cellular component: presynaptic membrane; postsynaptic membrane.
AACCACAAACCUGCCUCCCUAGAGUUUGCUACACACAGCAGCAGCAACAGAUCGCUGGUAACAGGUCUCACUCUACACAGUACAGACAUGGCUCUUGUAGGCUCUGCGCGUGUCUUAUCAAACGGUGGCGAUGCAGACUCCCCUUUUCCUGAAAUUAUAGAGCUCAAUGUUGGGGGACAGGUAUAUCUGACUCGUCAUAAAACUUUGAUCGCCGUACCCGACUCUCUGCUGUGGCAGAUGUUCAAUCAGAAAACUCCCAAGGAACUGUCGAGAGACAGCAAAGGCCGCUACUUUCUGGACCGCGAUGGCUUUUUAUUCCGUUACAUUUUGGACUACCUGAGAGAUCUCAACCUGGUGCUACCUGAUUACUUUCCAGAGAAGAGCAGACUGAAAAGGGAGGCAGACUUUUUUCAACUGCAAGACCUCUCUAAGAGGCUUAGCCCCAAAGUAAGCAAGGAGAAUUCCAUCAGCGAAGAGAUCAGUCAGAGUGACCCAGAAGAGGUAGGUUUUCUUGGGGGAGCAGGGGGCUCGACCGCAAGCUUGGAUCCAACGCGUUUUGUGUCUGCAAUGACCAGUACCCAUACACGUUCCCCGUCACUGGAGUCCAGGAAAUCAGGCUACAUUACUGUAGGAUACAGGGGGUCCUACACCAUCGGGAGAGAUGCGCAGGCUGAUGCGAAGUUCAGGCGGGUGGCCAGGAUCACAGUGUGUGGGAAGACCUCUUUGGCCAAAGAGGUGUUUGGUGAUACCUUGAACGAGAGCAGAGACCCCGACAGACCCCCGGAGAGAUACACGUCCAGAUACUACCUGAAAUUCAACUUCCUGGAGCAGGCUUUUGAAAAGCUGUCUGAAGCUGGCUUCCGUAUGGUGGCUUGCAGCUCCACAGGCACGUGCGCUUAUGCCAGCAGUGACCCCAGCGAGGACAAGAUCUGGACCAGCUACACAGAGUAUGUUUUCUGUAGGGACUGAUCAGACAGAAUAUGAGACUCAGAAGUAACCUUAAAGUUAAACUGAAGUGUAGCUUAAUACCAAAAAAAAGCUUGACAUAACGGCGUAUAUUUUAUAUAGUGAUGUUUUGAAAUAUCUAUCUAUCUAUCUAUCUAUCUGUCUAUCUAUCUAUCUAUCUAUCUAUCUAUCUAUCUAUUUAUCUAUCUGUGUGUGUGUUUGACGUUUUUUAUUACUUUAUUUUAUAGCUGAUGCUUAUCUAACUUAAAUCUGUCUGUUAUAAUAAUAGUAAUAUACUUGUUAAUGUACUUUUAUCAAACAAUGACCAAUUUAGGAUUUCAAAAUGUUCCUAACAAGAGAAUAAUAUUUACUUAAGAUUUGAAUAUGCUGUUUCAGUACAAUGUUAGGUAUAAAAGUACUGGUAUAAAUACUAUUACAAAUGCAAAGUUCCAGUCCUCAAUUGUGUUACUCAUUAUUAUGCUCUUAUGCCAAGACACACACAACAUCUCAUUUUUUGGUUGAAGUCCAUCUUUGCCCAGGAAACUGAGAAGUCUGGAGAGUCAGUGGUUGCUGGGGGAUAUGAUCAGUAUGGUUUUACCCAUUGCUUAGAGAUUACAAAACUUGCUGUACAAUAAAUCUUUUUUUUCUUUUCUUGCAAUGAAUGUGGUUUUAUAUACUGUAUUAAAAUUAUUAUAAAGUCUGUUCUGUACUUAUCGCUAAAUGAAUAAAGAUUUUGAAUUCA